AGUCGAGCCGCAGCCUCUGCAGAGCCCUCUGCAAGCCGCUCCACCGUGUUUCCGGAUCGGCCGCUGUCUGCACCCCGGUGCCGCACCCUCCGCCCGCGGACGCCCGAGCCGCCCGCUCUCGUGUUCUCCCUGUGGCCCGAACACAUAGUAUGACCAUUAGGUGUUUCGUCUCCCAGCCAUUUUCUAUGGAAAACCAAAGGGAUCUGGCCAUGAUAGCCACUGGCAGCUUUGAAGAAUGGGAUGCCUUUAAAGAAGCCUGAUCUUGGAGACCUCACUGUAGGACCUUCAAAGCCGGACCCCGGCAGAGUUCCUCUAUCUCGUCUCGUUGCUGAUUGGAGGUGCCCCUCCUCCAAUUGUUCUCCAUCUCCUGGGAGGUAGCAGGAAAUCAGCAUCAUGGUUGGAUUCAAGGCCACAGAUGUGCCCCCUACAGCCACUGUGAAGUUCCUGGGGGCUGGCACCGCUGCUUGCAUUGCAGAUCUCAUCACUUUUCCCCUGGACACCGCCAAAGUCCGGCUGCAGAUCCAAGGAGAAAGCCAGGGGCAAGUGCGGACUGUGGCCAGCACCCAGUACCGCGGAGUGCUAGGCACCAUCCUGACCAUGGUGCGCACCGAGGGCCCCCGCAGCCUCUACAACGGGCUGGUCGCCGGCCUGCAACGCCAGAUGAGCUUCGCCUCCAUCCGCAUUGGCCUCUACGACUCUGUCAAGCAGUUUUACACCAAGGGCUCUGAACAUGCCAGCAUCGGGAGCCGCCUUCUGGCAGGCAGCACCACAGGUGCCUUGGCUGUGGCUGUGGCUCAGCCCACAGAUGUGGUAAAGGUCCGGUUCCAGGCUCAGGCCCGAGCUGGAGGUGGCCAGAGAUACCAAAGCACUGUUGAUGCCUAUAAGACCAUUGCCCGAGAGGAAGGGUUCCGGGGACUCUGGAAAGGGACCUCUCCCAAUGUUGCUCGUAAUGCCAUUGUCAAUUGUGCUGAGCUGGUGACCUAUGACCUCAUCAAGGAUGCCCUCCUGAAAGCCAACCUCAUGACAGAUGACCUCCCUUGCCACUUCACUUCCGCCUUCGGGGCAGGCUUCUGCACCACCAUCAUUGCCUCUCCUGUUGACGUGGUCAAGACAAGAUACAUGAACUCUGCCCUGGGGCAGUACAGCAGCGCUGGCCACUGUGCCCUUACCAUGCUCCAGGAGGAGGGACCCCGAGCCUUCUACAAAGGGUUUAUGCCCUCCUUUCUCCGUUUGGGUUCCUGGAAUGUGGUGAUGUUUGUCACCUAUGAGCAGCUCAAACGUGCCCUCAUGGCUGCCUGCACUUCCCAGGGGCCUUCCUUUUGAGCCUUCUGCUGCUGACCGGACCACCGUUGGCUUUGGCCUCAGCUCCGGCCAGGCGCUGCUUCUCUUCCAUCCUGUUCCUCCUCCCCUCCUUCCCAUUCUUCUCUCCCCACUGUUUCCAACUGCUCCCCUUCCCACCUCCCCCCUUCCCUCUCCUCACAUGCCCACCCCUCUUCCCCACCUCUUCUCCCCACUGCCUCUCAGUCCUGGUAGAGCUAACCCUGAGUGACGGGGAGGCCCAGCACCAGCCAGGAUGCCAAGCCCUCAGUCCCUUGAAAAGUUCAGCCCAGCUCCGUCCUCUCCCCAAGCCCAGUCCAGCCAGCAUGUUACCAUAAAACAAGUUCAACCUUGG
Messenger RNA from Manis pentadactyla (Chinese pangolin), 1672 nucleotides. It is a transcript of the gene UCP2, whose product is annotated as uncoupling protein 2. The transcript is spliced from 8 exons. NCBI's taxonomy places the organism in Eukaryota, Metazoa, Chordata, Mammalia, Pholidota, Manidae. The coding region runs from base 394 to 1323 and encodes 309 amino acids. The record is from RefSeq and is a predicted model, not a curated record. Gene Ontology annotation, cellular component: mitochondrial membrane. Gene Ontology annotation, molecular function: oxidative phosphorylation uncoupler activity. Gene Ontology annotation, biological process: adaptive thermogenesis; mitochondrial transmembrane transport; mitochondrial transport.